Messenger RNA from Punica granatum (pomegranate), 2563 nucleotides. NCBI's taxonomy places the organism in Eukaryota, Viridiplantae, Streptophyta, Magnoliopsida, Myrtales, Lythraceae. The record is from RefSeq and is a predicted model, not a curated record.
GAUUAAUUUCUAUACGGGUAUCGGUUUGGAUGUGGUCACCAAGUGUAUUCGAUGAAUUUUGAUUCCUUACACUGUAGGAAAAAAGGGUGGGCAAUCUCAGUUUGCCGCUGAAUUCCAGGUUCCGAAGAUACUAUACUAUUUCGAAUCUGCAGCUUAAAGACUUCUAUAAAUUAGCGCGUUGUUCUUCCAUUGUCAACCGAAGCUUCUCUGUUUCUUCCAUCCCUCCGUUACCCUUUGCUCUCGUCUCCAUAUCAACGACUCAAGGCACGGCCUUUGUCUUUGAUGGUUCGAGAGGAUUGAUGUGAAUCAACGUUUCCUCUCUUGAUGGCGACUAAGAGGCAAUCUCAGAAAGAGGGCGAAUCCGGUCGUGGAGUUCCUGACCAGAAUCCAAACAACAGGCCUGCUUCCGAGCUGGUGAGAAAUGUGUUCGGUGGGAUUUCACACGAUGAUGCCGUGAAGAUUUUCGAGCCCUUCUUCAGAAAAACUGUUCGAGAGCAGGUGGAACAUCUCUUGCCAAAGAUACUAGGACAAUCAUCAAGAUCGGGUUCCUCGAGUGACCCUACUGGAACCGCCCAUGGAGUGGUCUUAAAGUUGAGAUUCGUGAAUAAGUUGCCUGCUACCCUAUUCACGGGAAGCAAGAUCGAGGCUGAGGAUAAAUCCCCUGUCAUGAUCGAGCUGAUUGAUUCAAGGACCAACACGAGGGUCACCUCUGAUCCUCUGUCCUCAGCAAAGGUGUUGAUUCAAGUCCUUGAUGGAGACAUUGGCUCCGACAAUGGGGAAGACUUGAGCGAAGGCAAAUUCAAUUCCAAGAUUGUGCGGAAGCGAGAAGGCCGGAGACCACUGAUCACUGGGGACCUGACCAUUACUCUGCGAGCAGGGCUGGGAUCUCUCCCCAAUAUCACUUUCACCGAUAAUUCAAGCUGGAUCAGGAGUCGGAGAUUCAGACUAGGAGCUCGAAUCUCGCAGAAUAUUCCCAUUGGAGUGAUGGUAAAGGAAGCUUUUAGCGGAAGUUUCAUGGUAAAAGAUCACCGGGGCGAAGUGUACAAGAAACAUCACCCUCCGCACCCAAAAGACGAGGUCUGGCGUUUGGAAAAGAUAGCAAAGGAUCGAGUAUUACACAGGCGGUUGGCCUCAAAAGGGAUUCACAAAGUGGAGGAUUUCCUUCGGUUAUUGGAGACCAAACCGUCCCUUCUGAAAACCAUUAUUUGCAAGGGGACCUCGAGCAAGAUGUGGGAGGCAAUUGAGGCGCAUGCCAGAGCUUGUGUUAUAGAUGACGACCAAGCCUUUGCCUAUUUUCAGGAGUCGACAAACACUGGGCUCUUGCUCAACUCGGUCUAUCGCGUUGUCAAAGCGACAUUUGAUGGCUGUACUUACAUCCCAGUUCAAGAACUAACCCUUCAUCAAAAGUUGAGUAAACCUUCAAGAAUUGCCUGUUCAUUAUGUCCAUUUUUAGUGUUUCUUUACCAUCGAAAACUGCCUGAAUUUACUGUUUGGGGAAUUCUCUCGCUGCAGGCUUUGGUGCAAAAUCUGAAGCGCCAAGCAUAUGAAAAUAUGAAUCAGCUAAUACCGGUCAGCGGGGCGCUCGCAGUGGACACUCCACAACCAAUGAGCGGUCUGUCAGCCGAAACGUUUCUUGCACCACAAGAAUACCCGCCAAUACCACUUCAAGGUUACAUCCCUAUGUCCCAUUCAGCUCUGUAUGGCUCUGAAGGUUUGGGCAUCUGGCAGUCGGAAGUUUCGGGACCACAGAUGCAUGUUCCGCCUGACCUGAACUUCACUCCAACAGUAGCAAAUAGCUUCGCGAUAGGCAAUAUCCAGUCCGGAGAUUUUAAUGGAGGGAUCAGUUUUCCUAGUAGUUCCAAAGGACCUGCUAUGACAUCGACAUGUUUUCCUUCCACUUCGGGCUGGGUUCCAGAAAACGGUUUUUUCUUCGGAUCUUCAAGUGGUGUGGCAGGAGAAGGUGGAACUUUUCCAUCUGUUCCUGACUUUGGUUUAGUAUUAGGGCCGAACAACAUACCAGGCUCAAGCCUUGCUGUACAUAAUGGGAGAUCAAGAGUAGCUUGGUGCAAGGUCCGAGCUGCUUUUAAGUUGCGAUCAAUGAGGAAGGUCGCUGCCCGGAGAAGACGCACUUUAGCGUCGGCCGCCCGAUCAAUGAGCUGCUUUUGAGUUCUGUAUGCAAUAUAGAUAUAGUCAGGCUCGAUCUGCAGUAUCUUUCAAGGUUUAAUAGUCUUCGAGCUCUCUGCUUUGUUUCCAACUCAUCAAUGAUGACAAAUAGCAAAGCAUGCAGAGGAUAGGUUUCUUCAUUUUCAGACUUCCGCAACUCUCCAUGUUGCCGAUCGAGGAAUCGAGGGCACUCUUGUUUUCUUUUACGUUGUUGAAGUUCUUGCAUGUUUAAGUGCAAUGAUUAGCUCCUUUGCAGAUUGCGUGAUUAGUGCUUCUUCUUCUUCUUCUUCUUCUAUAAUUAUUCAAUUAUUUAUCCCAGAAGAUUGUCCUAAAGCAAUCUUUCGUGCUUCAUCUCGGAUCUCGAGUCAUCGGGAAGUUCAUAUUUCGAUUGUCCGGAAAA